Cokeromyces recurvatus is the source of this 4740-nucleotide messenger RNA. RefSeq names its product UDP-glucose:glycoprotein glucosyltransferase-domain-containing protein. Gene Ontology annotation, molecular function: UDP-glucose:glycoprotein glucosyltransferase activity. Gene Ontology annotation, cellular component: endoplasmic reticulum. The coding region runs from base 38 to 4696 and encodes 1552 amino acids. The transcript is spliced from 14 exons. NCBI's taxonomy places the organism in Eukaryota, Fungi, Mucoromycota, Mucoromycetes, Mucorales, Mucoraceae. The record is from RefSeq and is a predicted model, not a curated record.
UUUUUUUUUUUAUAUUUUGACUAAUUGUACUUAGAACAUGGCAAAGCCUAGGAUAAUAAAAAUCCUAAUUGGUUUAGUCACCAUAGGUUUAGUCUCACUUGAAACUAGUGCUGAAUCACCUACUGUUGACUUGACAUUGGUCGCGCCUUGGUCAUCUCCUAAUUUUAUAGUUGAAAUCGCUGAAACUAUAGCCACCUAUAAUGAAACAGCUUAUUUUAACUUUAUUCAGGACUUCAUUGCACUUGAAGAAAAGUCAUCAACGUUGACCCCUCAACAGUUAUAUAAUGAAGCUCUUGAAGUGAUUUCUUCAAUGGGCAUUGAAGAAACUAACUUUUUUAAACUUUCAUUAGCUGUACACGAAUCAGCUCCUCGUAUAGAAGCCUAUAAUCAAUAUUAUCGUGAAAGUGUAAUACCAACACUGUCUAAAUAUGAUGACGACUGUAAUGUGUGGAUUCAAUUUAAAAACAGUCAGAUAUGUAAUGUUCAUCAAUUUAUUAAUCGCUUUAAUGAUUUGCAACAGAAUACCAUUGAAUCGUUGGAUGUUUUACCUUUUGAUCAUGUUUUCAACCCCACUGGUGUCACAACACAUUCUAAACCAAUUUUGAUAUUGUAUACAGACCGAUUUUCUAACUUGUUCGCUGAAUUUCACAGCUUCUUAACGACAGCAGCCAAGGAACAGGGAUUUUCUUAUAUUAUCCGUUAUAGACCUCCAAAAUCAUCUAUUUUUUCACCUUUAUAUCUGUCAGGCUAUGGUGUCGAAAUGGCUUUAAAAAAGACGGAUUAUCUAGUAAUUGAUGAUAGAUCUUCUGAAAAAGCGUCUAAAGAUACUAUCAAGAAUAAAGUCUUAAAUAUGGGCAAAAAAUUCGAACAAUCCUUAUUUCAUACAACUCAAAAAGCUACUAUCAGCCCUUUAACACCUAGUGAGAUUCAUAAACUCGGUUUUAAGGCUGCCCAAUUUGUUGCAAAGUCUUCAAAACCCCUUGAAACAUUAAAUCAACUAAUUCAAGAUUUUCCUAAAUAUGCCAAAAGCAUUAGUGAUAUAGAGUUAGAUACUCAAUUUGAGAAAGAGCUUUUGGACAAUCAACUUGAAGUUCUUCGAGCUGGCAUGAAUGCAGUUUGGUUAAAUGGAAGAGGUCUUGAAUAUAGUCAACUGGAUCCUUUCUUCCUUGUUCGUGCAUUACGUUCUGAAUAUAAGCUGAUGCAAACAUUUAAAAAUCUUGGAUUUACUUCUAAACAAGCAAUUAGUAUUAUCUCUAAUCCAUCAUUGUCUAGCGCCAAUGGUUUUGGAGAGCAAGUGAAUAGUGAAAUUUAUGAUGUUCGUGAUACGCCUGAAGACCCAUUUAUAAUUUGGUGGAAUGAUUUAGAAAAAGAUAAAAGAUAUAGAGACUGGGCUUCUGAUGUGACCGAAUAUACUAGACCUAUUUAUCCCGGACAGUUGCAUCAAGUGAGAAAGAAUGUAUUCAAUCUACUUAUGGUAGAAGACUUGGCUCAAGUUGAGUCUCUUUCUCGAAUUGUUAAUGAACUCUAUGCUAUGGUCAAGCGAUCUGUUCCUAUAAGGUUCGGUAUUGUUCCAAUUAUAAAGAAAGAUGGUAGUACAUCAACUAUUAUGGCUCAAGCAUUGCAUUAUAUGAAUGAGGAAUUUGGGAAAAGUUACGGCAUGAAGUUUUUAACGGAUGUUAUGGAAGGCAUUUAUGCUAAUGGAAAGAGACAGCCUGAUCUAGAGGAUAUUGAAGCUAGUUUCACAAAAAUAUCCACUAUGGCAAAACCUAAAUCUGGUGCUAGAAAACCUUUUGAGGAAGCUAUAAAAACUCAAGAUAUGUUUAUUCAAUCUAGUCAUGCAUUUUUAAAACGUUUAGGUAUCAGUCAUGUGGGGCCAGAAAAUGGGAUUAUGUUUAUGAACGGAAAGCUUCUUGAGCAUAAUGAAGAAAAAAUAUGGACACAAGUCUUAGUGCCCUCUUUGAUGGAAGUUAGUCGAACUAUUAAAGGAAUGGUUUUCACAGGAGAUCUUACUAAUGAUCUCGAUUUCUAUGAAUUUUCCAUGUCUCUCCCUACUGUUCGUCGCACUCGUAAUGAAUACAUUGCACCAUCUAGCUCACAUCCUCUUCGUAUACAAGACUUUAAUCAUGUUGAAAAAAUAAAUGAAUUAAAAUAUUUCCAAGCCGAUGAACAAAUUGUGCCUAAAGCUAAUAUUUGGGUAUUAGCUGAUUUAAAUACCAUUUUUGGCCAGAAACUUGCAUUUGAGGCGAUUAAUUUUGCAGAAAAUAAUCCCAAUGUUAGAGUUGCAUUGGCUCAUACCUCUGCUAAUCAAUCUAAAAUGGAUGCUGAAGUUACUAUUCCUGUAGUUGACGAACAUAAAGAACCCAAAUUUUCAGAUUUACUUGGAAAAAUAAUUUUCAAUAAUGCGGAUGUUAGUAUUUCCUAUUUAAAAGAGCUUCUUUCUCGAGCUAUCGAAAACUAUAUACCAAAUCAAUCUUUUAAAGAUAAAUCUUCUAUUGAAGCUAUUAUUCCUGGUUCUCCCAUUAUUGAAAUGGUUUCAAGUGAACAAUCUAAAAAAUGGAUAACUCUUGCUGAAGCAUUUGAGAAAGAUGGUAUUGAAAAAUCCUUUUUUGGUGUUAUUAUUAAUGGAAGAGUUGUUGGUCCCUUUUCCGAAGAUACUGAAUUUACAAAAGAAAAUUUCGAAACACUUUACAGUUUCGAGUAUUCCAAAAGAAUUUCACCUAUUGAAGAAGCUAUAUCGGAAGCAAACUACACUAUAUCUGUAGAGCAUUCUAAUGCUGAUAUGUUGGCCAAACUUUCUUAUAUUAUUGAGUCAGAUAAAAUGAAUACACCUAAAAGUUUGAUUGAAAACAGUGAGCCAGAUAAUCGCAACAGAAUUUAUCAAAAUAUUCCUGGCACAAAGUAUACACGUAUUGUUAUUGGUGAUCUUGAUAACUCCUUUUUAGAAAUUGGCAUGGUAAUUGAUCCGCUUAGUGAGAUUGCUCAGAAAUGGGUUCCCAUCAUUAACACGCUUGCUGAAAUUGAAGGAGUCGCGGUAGUCAUGUAUCUUAAUCCUGUAAACGGCUUGAAUGAAUUACCUUUGAAGCGUUUUUAUCGAUACGUGUUUGAUAAUGAGCCCCAUUUCGAUCCUACUACUGGUGUACAGACCGUUCCUACAGCCUAUUUUGCAGAUUUACCUGUUGAACCCCUUUAUACAUUAGGUGUUGAUACGACUAAUGCAUGGCAUGUUACAGUUCGAGAAGCCAAUAUGGAUUUAGAUAACAUUCUUUUAACCUCUCUUAAAGAAGAGAAUAGUGUCUCUGCUGUAUAUGAACUUGAAAAUAUCCUUUUAGAAGGCCACUGUCUUGACUCUGCAAACAGAUCUCCUCCACGCGGCCUUGAAAUUGAAAUCACAUCACCCUCAAACCAAACCCGCAAAGAUACUUUAGUUAUGGCCAAUCUUGGUUAUUUCCAAUUGAAGGCCUUACCUGGAGUCUGGGAUUUGGGUUUGCGUGAAGGACGUUCUUCUUCUAUUUAUACUAUUGAAGAUAUUGGAACAAAGGGUAAAUGGAAUUGGGAAGCUGCUGGAAAAGGGGUUGCAUAUACUAGUUCUUUAGCUAUAACUUCAUUUGAAGGCUUGACAGUCAUGCCUCUUGUUCAUAAGAACCCUGGUAUGGAAUCUGAAGAUAUUCUCGAAAGUGGAGAACAUAAAAAAAACAAUGAAAAUAAUGGAUUAUGGUCAUCCUUGUCCAAUAAAUUAUUUGGAAAGAAAGGACAUACAGAUGAUACAAAUCUAGUUUCUCAGCCUAAGCAAGCGGAGAUCAAUAUAUUUUCUGUAGCUUCUGGAAAACUUUAUGAACGUUUCUUAUCGAUUAUGAUUGCAUCUGUUAUGAAGCAUACUAAUAGUACAGUUAAAUUUUGGUUCAUUGAAAACUUUUUAUCGCCUGAAUUUAAAGACUUUGUACCUUAUAUGGCUGAAGAAUAUGGUUUUGAUUAUGAAAUGGUUACUUAUAAAUGGCCCGCCUGGCUUCGUGCCCAGCAUGAAAAGCAACGUACCAUUUGGGGAUAUAAAAUUUUAUUCCUGGAUGUUCUUUUCCCAUUGAGCUUGGAUAAAGUUAUUUUUGUCGAUGCUGAUCAGAUUGUUAGAACUGACCUUAAAGAAUUAGUAGAUAUGGACCUUCAAGGUGCACCUUAUGGCUAUACUCCUUUCUGUUCUGAUCGUACUGAAAUGGAUGGUUUUAGAUUCUGGACUGAAGGAUAUUGGAAGACACAUUUAAGAGGCAAACCAUAUCAUAUUAGUGCACUUUAUGUCGUUGAUCUGGAUCGAUUCCGUCAAUUAGCGGCUGGUGAUCGUUUGCGUGCUCAAUAUCAACAACUUAGUGCUGAUCCUAAUUCAUUAGCUAAUCUUGAUCAAGAUUUACCCAACAACAUGCAACAUAUUGUUCCUAUUUUCUCUUUGCCACAAGAAUGGUUAUGGUGUGAAACUUGGUGUAGUGACGAAAGUUUGAAGACAGCAAAAACGAUUGAUUUGUGUAACAAUCCAUUAACAAAGGAGCCAAAAUUAGAUCGUGCACGUAGACAAGUCCCUGAAUGGGAAAUGUAUGAUAACGAAAUUGACAAAUUACGUAAAAGAGUUGCUGAUGAUAUGACAGUGGUUGCUAAAAACACUGGAGAUCAAAUUAUUCUUAACGAUCGACAGCAUGUAAAAGAUGAAUUAUAAUAUUGAAUAAUUAUUUAUAAUAAAAAAAAAAAAGAAAGAAAGAA